This is a messenger RNA of Cavia porcellus (domestic guinea pig), 4126 nucleotides long. RefSeq names its product solute carrier family 14 member 2 (gene Slc14a2). The record is from RefSeq and is a predicted model, not a curated record. NCBI's taxonomy places the organism in Eukaryota, Metazoa, Chordata, Mammalia, Rodentia, Caviidae. Gene Ontology annotation, molecular function: urea transmembrane transporter activity. Gene Ontology annotation, cellular component: membrane. Gene Ontology annotation, biological process: urea transmembrane transport. Bases 504 to 3290 code for a protein of 928 amino acids. The transcript has 23 exons.
CACUUCAAAAGCAAAUCACCUAGAAUGAUGGACCCAUUUUAGUGCUGGGGAGCUAGAGAAGAAUGAGAAAGGACUGAGUGAGCUAGGAUAGCAAAUUAUUGGACACCCAUGCAUUCUGCAAGUUGGCCAUGUUCUUUGCCUUGAUCACCUGAAAGGCUGCAAAUUCAUGCUCAGUGUGGUCUCUGGCUUCAGUGGCUACUCUUCUCAAAGAUCAUCAUUUUGAAUCAAGGAGAAAUUGCAGACUCUUCCCAUUUUUCUUCCCGUGUGACUCUGGACAUGAGGGUGUCUUGCUGAGAAGUUCCCACUUCUAUCUGCAGACAAGGAAAAGGCAAAGAACACUUUAGCUCACUGCACCAACAGGACCUGAAUGACUUGUUCCUUGGUCGUACCACCCUGCCUUAUGAACUGAAACCUCUACAAUCUGACUUUUUCUCGCUUGUUACUUGAAGUCAGCUCAACAGAAGUUCACAUGGUCUCUGUGAUCAAGAAAAUUUCACAUCCUGAUGAGUGAUCAGCCGCUAAAAGAGAUGUCUGACAACCACAGCAGUCCUCUUCUGCCAGAGACCCUUUCAAACAGAAGCAGCCUCUACGACUCAGAGCCAAGCAGCCCUACCUGGCCCUCAGGCUCUCAGGACACACAAUCAGCCCUGCCCUUGCUGGAAAUGCCUGAAGAAAAGGGUCUCCGAUCGUCUGAUGAAGACAGCCACAUUGUGAAAAUUGAAAAGCCCAAUGAAAGGAAUAAAAAGAGAGAAAGUGAGCUGCCCCACCGAGGCUCUGCAUCCCGAAGAGGCUUCAGCCUCUUCCAAGCAGUGGGCUACCUCACAGGGGAGAUGAAAGAGUGCAGGAACUGGCUGAAAGAUAAGCCCCUGGCUCUGCAGUUCGUAGACUGGGUCCUCAGAGGCACAGCUCAGGUGAUGUUCGUCAACAACCCUCUCAGUGGCUUCAUCAUCAUCAUAGGGCUCCUGAUCCAGAAUCCCUGGUGGACAAUUACUGGAAUUUUGGGGACAGUGGUCUCAACCUUAACUGCUCUUGCUUUAAGCCAGGACAGGUCAGCCAUCACCUCGGGACUCCACGGCUACAACGGCACGCUGGUGGGACUGCUGGUGGCCUUGUCCUCUGACAAGUCAGACUACUACUGGUGGCUUCUGUUUCCUGUGGUCUUCACAACCAUGGCCUGUCCAGUUGUUUCUAGUGCCUUGAAUUCCAUCCUCAGUAAGUGGGACCUGCCAGUCUUCACACUGCCCUUCAACAUUACACUGACCCUGUACCUGGCAGCCACGGGCCAUUACAACCUCUUCUUCCCUGCAACACUGGUGAAGCCUGUGUCUUCGGUACCCAAUAUCACUUGGACAGAGAUUGAAAUGCCCUUGCUGUUACAAGCCAUCCCUGCCGGGGUGGGCCAAGUGUAUGGCUGUGACAAUCCCUGGACUGGUGGCCUGAUCCUGGUAGCUCUGUUCAUAUGCUCACCACUCAUCUGCUUGCAUGCAGCCAUUGGGUCAAUUGUGGGGAUGCUGGCAGCCCUAACGGUGGCCACACCCUUCGAGACAAUCUACAUGGGCCUCUGGGGCUACAACUGUGUCCUCUCCUGCAUCGCCAUCGGGGGCAUGUUCUAUGCCCUCACCUGGCAGACCCACCUACUUGCCCUUGUCUGCGCUCUCUUCUGUGCAUACAUGGGAGGAGCCAUUUCCAACAUGCUGGCGGUGGUUGGUGUGUCACCAGGCACCUGGGCCUUCUGCCUUUCUUCCCUUAUCUUCUUGCUUCUGAAGACUAACAACCCUGCCAUCUGCAAGCUCCCACUCAACAAGGUCACCUACCCAGAGGCCAACCGCAUCUACUACCUGACAAUGAAAACUCCUGAAGGAGCGAAGUCCUCCAGCGGCAGCAGUGGAGAGCAGCCACUCACAGUGGGCCAGAAGGCAGAGGAAGGCACUGAGGCUGUGCUCCCCAGACACAAGAGUGUGUUCCACAUCGAGUGGUCAUCUGUUCGGAGGAGGAGCAAAGUGUUUGGAAAAGGUGACAGCCAGGAGAGACAGACCAAAGAACCUUUUCCCUAUCCUUACCGGAAGCCCGCUGUGGAGCUGCUGGAUCUGGACACCAUGGAGGAAAGCUCUGAGAUAAAGGUGGAAACCACUGUGCCCAGGAUGUCUUGGAUCCAGAGUUCCAUGGCUGCUGGGGGGAAGAGGAUCAGCCAAGCCCUCAGCUACAUCACAGGAGAGAUGAAGGAGUGUGCAGACGGACUUAAAGACAAGUCCCCUGUGUUCCAGUUUCUUGACUGGGUGCUCCGGGGCACAUCUCAGGUGAUGUUUGUGAACAACCCACUCAGCGGCAUCCUCAUCAUCAUCGGCCUCUUUGUCCAGAACCCCUGGUGGGCCAUCGCAGGCUGCCUGGGCACCAUCAUGUCCACCUUGACAGCAGUUUUCCUGAGCCAGGACAAGUCAGCCAUUGCAGCGGGACUCCAUGGCUACAAUGGGGUCCUCGUGGGGCUGCUGAUGGCUGUGUUCUCAGACAAGGGCAACUACUACUGGUGGCUUCUGCUCCCAGUCAUCCUCAUGUCCAUGUCUUGCCCCAUCCUCUCCAGCGCCCUGAGCACCAUCUUCAGCAAGUGGGACCUGCCAGUCUUCACUCUGCCCUUCAACAUCGCCGUGACGCUGUUCCUGGCAGCCACGGGUCACUACAACCUCUUCUUCCCCACGACGCUGCUGCAGCCUACAUCCUCUGUGCCCAAUAUCACCUGGUCAGAGAUCCAAGUGCCCUUGCUUUUGAGGGCCAUCCCUGUCGGAGUCGGUCAAGUGUACAGCUGCGAUAAUCCCUGGACCGGAGGCAUUUUCCUCGUAGCUCUGUUCAUAUCUUCACCUCUGAUUUGCUUGCACGCAGCAAUUGGAUCCACCGUAGGGAUGUUAGCAGCUCUCAGCAUCGCCACGCCCUUUGACUCCAUCUACUUCGGCCUGUGUGGCUUCAACAGCACCCUGGCGUGCAUCGCCAUCGGAGGCAUGUUCUACGUCAUCACCUGGCAGACGCACCUCCUGGCCAUCGCCUGCGCCCUGUUUGCAGCCUACCUGGGCUCUGCUCUGGCCAACAUGCUGUCCGUGUUUGGAUUACCAACCUGUACCUGGCCCUUCUGCCUCUCAGCACUCACCUUCCUGCUCCUGACAACCAACAACCCUGCCAUCUACAAGCUCCCGCUCAGCAAAGUCACCUACCCAGAGGCCAAUCGUGUCUACUACCUGUCACAGGAGAAGAACAGAAGGGCAUCAACCGUCACAAAAUACCAGGCUUAUGAUGUCUCCUAAGUUGUCCUUUCCAAAGCAUGUCACUGUAAAUGCAGACUUCAGCGGGCUGUCUGCAUCCCCAGGCUAAAGGCCAGCUAACCUCCCCUCUGUAUCUUCUGUGAUUCUGCCCCCAAGCACAGGGAAAUGUAUGUGUGAUCAGCAUUUGGGAAGCUCUCUAAGAUAAUUUAGUUCAGACUGGACUCCCAUAGCUGGCUCCAUGAGAGCCCCCCUAUGAUAGAAACUCUUCCUGUUCUGCAAAAGAAUCUUCAUUCCUAAGGAAAUGUCAUGGAGAAAAGGACAGAAAUGGGUAAUACUUGUGCAAUCUCACUCAUUAAUAUAGCAAAGCACAGUGCUGGGAAAUGUUCAUGAGCCUGGAAGGCAAGAGGACUGGCCCCACCCACCUCUGCCACUAAUAGGUCCCAAAAGUCUUAGCCAGACUUCCCCCAUCUCAGUCUCGACUUCUUAUUGACAGGAAUUUCUUUAUGACAGGGUGGGAUUUAGGUCCCUUCUACCUCAGAAGUGUUGGUUCUUCUCUGUCUCUUGUAACCUGCUUAACAGCAUAACCAGAAAGAAAUUACCCAGGGUUGAGUGACAGAAGGAAGUGUCACCUCCAGAAAGGGCAGGAAAGAGUUGAUUAUCUCUGGAUUCUUAUUUUGGGGUCAUGAGAGAUGAUCUCCAGACUGGGGUUAGGGAUCAAAAUCUACCAAAAAUGACUCUAUGCCCUCCUUUGCAUAACUGAAAUGUUUUCACAAAUGUCAUAAUGGGAAAACUGAUCUUUUCAGCAUUAUAAUCAUAUUAUAAACAAAUGUCUUUCUUUUUAUAACAUUCAUAAUUAUACUCUCAUUAAACUCUUUAGA